AAAAGUGCUUGACAUGUAGUAGGAGCUCAAUAAACGUGUGUCUGCAUGACUAUUUGGGUGCAUAUAGGCAUUGAGCUUUGGGUGUGUAAUGGCUUGGUGCAGAACUUGGUGCAGGUGGAGCCCUGCUGGUGUGUUGUGGUGGGGAGGGGUACCCCUGGCCUGACACCCCUCACGCCCCUGUCAUGCCUGCAGACCUGGGCGGCUCUCACCUGUGCCACGGCCCGAUUGGGGGCUCCCGCAGCCCGAGUUCGUCCUACACGGUGGAGACGCCCUAUGGCUUCCACUUGGACCUGGAUUUCCUCAAAUACGUGGAGGAACUGGAGCGCGGCCCUGUCGCCCGUCGCGCCCCCAGCGCCCAGCUUGCACGCCGUCCCCGCGGGCCCCGGGUCGGCAUCACGGGCGCGCGUAGCCCAGGGGCCUGGACAUCCAGCGAGUCCCUGGCUAGUGAUGAAGGGGGAGCGUCGGGUGCACUCUCUCCGGGCGCACCCACUUGGUUCCUGCUGCCGCCGCUGUCGCCACGCGUGCCGGUGCGUAACCCGCACGUGGAGGACAUGCUCCUGGAGACCAGCCGACGUCUGGAGCUGGCGCAGGCGCACGAGCGCGAGCGCGAGCGCAGCCCGCGUGGUUCGGGCCGCAGCAGCCCAGCCCCAGGUUCCGCCCCCAAUCCCGCCCCUGCCUCGCCAGGCCCAGUGCAACUGCAGAUGGUGCGUGAGCAAAUGGCCCUGGCGCUGCGGCGUCUGCGCGAGCUCGAGGACCAGGCGCGCGCGUUGCCCCAGCUGCAGGAGCAGGUGCGCGUGCUGCGUGCAGAGAAGGCGAGGCUACUGGCCGGGCGCCGGCAGCCAGAAGACGGCCUGGAGGCCGAGGCGCGCCCGGACAAGCUCGCACAGCUGCGGCGGCUCACCGAACGCCUGGCGACUUCCGAGCGCGGCGUUCGCGCCAGGGCCAGCCCCCGGGCGGACGGCCUGGACGAGGAGGCUCUGAGGCGCAGCGAGGGCGCACUCCAGGUCCUUGACGGGGCGGCGGGGACCCCCGACCGGGCGCCCCAGACGCAGGAGCCUGAAAUCCAGGCCGUGCUGGGGACCCAAGAGGCAGAAGCCCAGGCAGUGCCGGAGACCCGGGAAGCCGGCGUGCAGGCGGUCUCCAAGACCCUUGAGGCGGACGCGUGGGUGACCGAGGCGCUGCUGGGACUGCCCGCUGCCGCCGAGCGCGAGCUGGAGCUGCUGCGCACCAGCCUGGAGCACCAGUGCGGGGUGAGCGAGCUCCUGCGGAGCCGGCUGCGAGAGUUGGAGGAGGCCCGAGAGGCUACGGAGGAGGCAGCGGCCCAGUCUCAGUCGCGCGAGGCUGCAACCCAGACCCCAUGGGGUUGUGUUGAGAAGUCCACGCAGACCGAGCCUUCCGCGGAGGUCCCUUACCUGACGCGGAGCCCAUCUGGACUCACAGAUGGGGACAGGGCCAUAGCGCCCGCGGGCAUCCUCAAAUCCAUCAUGAAGAGGAGAGACGGAACACCUGGCGCCCAACCCAGCCCCGGACCCAAGAGCCUGCAGUUUGUUGGGGUCACCAACGGAGAGUACGAGAGCUCAUCCAGUGAGGAAGACAGUGACAGCGAAGAUGGUGCUGCCGAUCCCCCGAGGAGCAGCUCCUGUGGCUCUGGGGAGGACAGCGGCCAGGGAUCUGACUCGGGCACCCCCGGCCCUUCCAGCAGCGGAGUCGUUCGGGACCCUGAGCCAGAGCCAGAGGCAGAGCCUCAGCCGGGUGCGCAGGGGAGGUGCGAACUGAGCCCGCGAUUGAGGGAGGCGUGCGCAGCGCUGCAGCGGCAGCUGAGCCAGCCCCGUGGAGUCGCCCGUGACAGCGGCGCUGCGCGCCUGGUGGCACUGGAGUGGUUUCGAGUGUCCAGCCAGCGCCGUUCGCAGGCUGAGCUUGUAGCCGGGGUCCUGCGGGCGGUAGCAUGCCUGGGACAAGAGCUGCUGGCCCACGUGGUGAACCUGGCCGACGGCAACGGGAACACAGCCCUGCACUACAGCGUGUCCCAUGGGAACCUUGCCAUCUCCAGUUUGCUGCUGGACACUGGAGUCUGCAAGGUUGACUGCCAGAAUCAAGCAGGCUACUCAGCCCUAAUGUUAGCUGCACUCACCUCUGUUGGGCAUGAGGACAUCCCUGUGGUCCAAAGACUCUUCCAAAUGGGCAACGUCAAUGCCAAGGCCAGCCAGACAGGACAGACAGCCCUCAUGCUGGCCAUCAGCCAUGGCCGACAGGACAUGGUAGCAACCCUGCUAGCAUGUGGGGCAGAUGUCAAUGUGCAAGAUGUGGACGGAGCCACAGCACUGAUGUUUGCCAGCGAGUACGGGCACCUGGAAACUGUCCGGCUGCUACUGGCCCAGCCAGGCUGCGAUCCUGCCCUCCUGGAUAAUGAGGGCACCAGUGCCCUGGCCAUGGCUCUGGAGGCUGAGCAGGAUGAGGUGGCUGCUCUGCUGCAUGCCCACCUGAGUUCAGGCCAGCCUGGUCCCCCGGUGAGUGUAGCUCUAACCUCAAGCAACAAAACUUUACAGCUGCACACUGUGCAAGGAUACCCAGCAUGCUCUAGGAAGGUCUCCCCUUCCUACUCCCUCAGGGGAAUAGUAGGAUGGGGAUCUGGGGGCUUCAUCUCCUAUGUGGGUGGGACACUUUCUCAAUUUUAUAGAUUGAGACUGAGGCCUGCAGAGGGAAAGGGACCUGAUCUAUGAUCAGAGGAGGCCUGGUAGAGUUUCUGUGAGUUAUUGCCCCCAAAGAGGCUCAUAGCAAAGGAGUUUAGGACCCUUUGUAGUUAAGCCUGGUUGGGGAAGAGGAUGCAGGCCCCCUGCAAGAAGGAGCUUCAGAAAUGAAGACUGGAUCAGUUUGCCAGCAGCCGGCAGGUAGGGAACACCCAGUGUGUCCCUCCAAGGGGAGAGAGGUAAUACUCAAAGCUACAUCAGCUUGCCCAUUCUCUCUUUCCAAUAGAGAUGUGGGAAAGGAGGCAUGGUUAAGUGCCUCUUCCAGGUCAGAUGGGGUAAAGGCAGGAUUCAAACCUAGGCAGCCUGGCUCCUGUGAAGGAGUUUUUCCUCAAGUUAAGCAUCCUUGAAUCUGUGGCAUCUGAAGUCCACAAGAGAUUGUGACAUGACCUCCACCACCUUUCU
This is a messenger RNA of Myotis lucifugus (little brown bat), 3149 nucleotides long. RefSeq names its product KN motif and ankyrin repeat domains 3 (gene KANK3). The coding region runs from base 183 to 2720 and encodes 845 amino acids. The transcript has 8 exons. NCBI's taxonomy places the organism in Eukaryota, Metazoa, Chordata, Mammalia, Chiroptera, Vespertilionidae. Gene Ontology annotation, molecular function: protein binding. Gene Ontology annotation, biological process: negative regulation of actin filament polymerization. The record is from RefSeq and is a predicted model, not a curated record. Gene Ontology annotation, cellular component: cytoplasm; cytoskeleton.